GCAAGCGCCUGGCUGCGCAUGCGCCACAAGGAAGCUGGUGCCUUGUUGAUUGUGGACGAUGGGUCCCCUCCCCGGGGCAGAAUUGGUGAGGAGGCCGUUGCAGCUCUACCGCUACUUGCUCCGUUGCUGCAAGAAACUGCCGGGGAAGAACGUCCGAGACCACUACAAGCACACGAUCCGGCAGAGCUUCCAAGUCCAUGCGGACGAAGACAGUCCAGAGAGGAUCCAGCAGAUUAUCAAGAGGGCCAUUGAAGACGCCGACUGGGUGAUGGAGAAAUAUAAGAAACAGAAGUAAGAGGAGGAAAUGUGGACGGAGGGGAGACACCUUCUUUCUUGACUGGAUUGAGAAAACCGGUUUGGAACAACAAACUGUUACCAGAACCCAUGACUUUGUUUCACUGAUCGUAAAAUGCAAAGCAAUCCACUUUACCUUGAUGAGACCAGGUUGCGUUUUAAGAAGUUCUUUAGCAUUAUCAAACAUCCAUUAGUGGACACGUGGUUACGUUACCAAGAGCAACCCAACUUCGACUUCAAAUUUGAAUGUUGAACUCCAUGAGAAUAGAAGUCAGUGUUCUGUACUUGUUCAGAAAUUGUUAUGAGAUUGCAGUUCAGCAAGUUGUACUUACAGGACUUGGCUUUCAAACUAAUAAAGAAUGUAGCUGUGUCUUUGCUAGAAUUUUGGGGAAACGGCUAAGCCUUGGGUUGGAGGCUGCUGAAGACUUGUUUAAAACAGUUGUCUAGCUGCCACAAUGAAGACAUCAGGGGGGUCUUCCACAUGUCAUAGAUUCAAGGAUCCAUUCCUGGUUUAAACUGAAGCUGUACAAACGAGACGUGUGCUAUUUUCUGAAACGUGUGCCAAAUUAUAUUUUGUCGGAUUGCAUUAAUAGUUGACAUGGUUGAGGGAUCCAUCCUUCUGCAUGCCGUGGAAAUAAAAUCUGGGAAGAUUA
Messenger RNA from Elgaria multicarinata webbii, 947 nucleotides. It is a transcript of the gene LYRM9, whose product is annotated as LYR motif containing 9. Bases 59 to 295 code for a protein of 78 amino acids. Lineage: Eukaryota; Metazoa; Chordata; Lepidosauria; Squamata; Anguidae. The transcript is spliced from 4 exons. The record is from RefSeq and is a predicted model, not a curated record.